AUGGAAGUUGUAGCCAGGAAGAAAACUCUUCUAAUUCUGAACUGCAUACUACUAACUGUAGGCAACUGUGGUGGCCCUUUGAUCAUCCGCCUCUACUUCCUCCGCGGUGGGAAAAGAAUCUGGCUGUCAAGCUGGCUACAAACUGCCGGCUUCCCAAUUAUUCUCAUCACUCUCUUUGUAUCCUACAUGAACCGCCGCUGGCAGAUUGCCAUCAAUUGCACCACCGAGCUUUUCUUGAUGAAAACUCGGGUGCUCAUCGCCUCGGCAAUUAUUGGUAUUAUAACAGGCCUCAGUAACUAUUGCUGUGGCUACGGCCAAGCUCGUCUGCCUGUCUCUACCUCUUCCCUUCUAGUUGCCACACAGUUGGCUUUCACGGCAGGCUUUGCUUUCCUUCUUGUUAAGCAGAAAUUCACGGCUUUUUCGAUAAACGCUAUCAUUCUGUUGACAGUUGGGGCAGCAGUUUUGGCUCUUCAUACGAGUAGUGACAGACCGAAGGGCGAGUCGAAGAAGGAGUAUGUUUUAGGGUUUGUGUUCACACUUGCGGCGGCAGCUUUGGGUGGGUUUAUUUUUCCAUCUUUAGAGCUUACGUACUUGAAGGCAAAACAGGCUGUUACGUAUAGGUUGGUUUUGGAGAUUCAAUUGGUUAUAUGUUUCUUUGCUACUGCAUUUUCCACAGUUGGGAUGAUCAUUAACAAGGACUUCCAGGCAAUCUCAAGGGAGGGAAAACAAUAUGAACUUGGAGAAACAAAAUAUUACUUGGUGCUAGUUUGGACUGCCAUUAUUCUGCAAGGUUUCUUUUUGGGCAUAGUAGGAGUAAUAUUUUAUGGUUCGUCGCUACUAGCUGGAAUUAUAGUUACUGUAUCAAUCCCUAUAACAGAACUUUUAGCAGUUAUUUUCUUCCAUGAAAAGUUUCAAGUAGAAAAGGGUGUUGCCCUUUUCCUCUCUCUGUGGGGAUUUGUUUCCUACUUCUUUGGUGAGAUGAAACAAAACAAAAAAAAUAUUCAUCAAACUGAAGGAACGGAGAUGGCUCGAGCUGGUGAUCCUUGA
Messenger RNA from Fraxinus pennsylvanica, 1047 nucleotides. Lineage: Eukaryota; Viridiplantae; Streptophyta; Magnoliopsida; Lamiales; Oleaceae. The record is from the annotation of a GenBank genome assembly.